AUCCUGUCUGGAGCAGCAGCUGCAAUGGUAGUUGUAGACUCUGUAAGUUGGGUAUUUUAGUGGAAGCAGGCCCUGGGAUAGAAUGGCCAGCACUCACCAAGGCAGGUUCUGUCCUGCUGUGUGGUUAAUGAAGCUGGUGGGCUGGCAGCUUCCUCCUGGUUGCCAUGAGAACGACCAGGGCCACUGGCCCUCUGAAAACGGAAAAGAACAGCAAGUGCAAGACCAUACAUUCCAUCUUGCCUUGCAGAUUAAAACAGCUGUCAAGCCAGAGUGAAGAAUCAGGCAGAGGUCUGCAGAGUGGAAAAGUGAGCCUCACAGUAGAACUCUGAGAUGUGAGUUCCAGUGAACUGGCUCAGGAAGGGGAAACACACGCUUGGUGGCGCACACUGAGAUCAGAAUGGCACCACCUCCUGGGCACAGGGUCCUUCUGGCCGGCGCACUGGGCAUCUUUGUUCUCCACUGCUUCACGGGAGGGCAGAAGAACAGCACGCUGAUUUUCACCAAGGAAAAUACCAUCCGGAACUGCAGCUGCCCUGCAGAUGUCCAGGACUGUGACUACAGUCUGGCCAACUUGAUGUGCAGCUGUAGAACCGUCCUGCCUUUAGCCCUCGAGCAAACCAGCUACAGUGACCAUCUGACCAUCUGGUUCACAGAUGCAUCGGCCCUGGGCCUCCUGUUGAACUUCACGCUGGUCCGGGACCUGAAGCUUUCUCUGUGCGGCACCAACACUCUGCCCACCGACUACCUCGCUAUCUGUGGUCUGAAGAGGCUUCGUGUCAACACCCAGGCCAAGUGCCUAUCACCAGAGCAGAGCUUGCUCAUGCUCAACGGUGGGGAAAGGGAACCCAGAGAGCAGCCCGUGUGGUUCCCCAGAGGUUGGCAAACAUGUAUGUACAUCUCCUUCUUAGAUCUGGCGCUUUUCAACAGGAAAUCAUCAUUAAAAGCAUACAGUAUUGAAAACGUUGCCAGCAUUGCCAACAAUUUUCCUUACUUUUCUUACUUUGAAACCUUCCCAAUUUUAAGCAAUGAAAGCUAUGUCAUCACGUUCAUUUACUAACAUUGUAACAGAGGCCAACCAUCAGGAACUUUGGCAAGCUGGAAGCUGGAACAAGGAAGCUGGGAACAAGGCCAUGGGCAUCCUUACCUACAACUUCACCUGUCUGCCCAGCCCCCAUUCACCACAGAACCACACAUACACCAGCCCUCUCUGCUCUACUCUUUGCUCAACCAUGGGAGUGAUUUCAAAAAACAAAAAAGGAACAAAAACUCAAAAAACCCAAAACCAACCAACCAAACAAAAUGAUCUGUGUCCAGAAGGUCUUGAGAGCAGCUGGGUCUAUGCUCCUGGGGGUCUGUGGGGAAAUGUCAGAUCAGAUAUGGAGAAAGCAAUACAAGGACAAUACCAAGGACUGCUUAGUGGAACUGAGCACCGGGGAUGACCACCAAGGAAGACAUCUUCCUUCAAAACACUGCCUUCCUUUAUUCUGCUUCAUUUUGUUACAGUGACUGGAAUUCCCCUAAGAAGGGAAAGAUAGAUUUCAGAGGCUUUGGGACUGUGAGUUCCACACAAUGAUUAGGUUCUCCUAGACUCAUAUUUUCCAACAUAUUUUCCAAAUAUCUCUUAGACCGAUACUUGCCAAGCAUGUAUGUGCUGAGAAAGGGGAGUUUUAAGAGUGGAACAGGUCAGGUUGGGGUGGGACCUUAGGACCAAAUGAGAACGUUAAGCUUAGAGGAAUGUGAUACAGAAAUGAAAACCAGAGGACACAAAAAUCAGUGACAUAUAUCUCAAAAUUUUGCUUAUAGCAAGGCCUAAAUGCAGGGAGUUUCUCUCUUAUAUCCCUUUUCUUUCAUUCUUUUCUUUGACUACUUCUUUGUCCCCACCAUACCACUUCACCUUUCUUCUCCCAUUUUCCUCAUCCUCUCCCUCCCCUUCCUCCUCCUGCUCCAGAAAUAAGAAUUUGGAUUAAUACCAUUAGAACUGCAUUUAACACCACCAGGGGCUAGCCUGGGAAUCUAAUAAUCAUUUAUAAUGUUAUUCUUAUGGGGAAAGAUGCUCAUAUGACUAAAAGAAAAUUAACCAAAGAACUUUUAGGGCUCAGUCCAUUCGGAUGUUAACUGUAAAGUUAAGACACGUUAUAUGACAUGAUUGACACAAAGUGGUCUGAGGUAUUACAACAAAAGGAACCAAGGCAACAUAUUAAAAAAAAUAAA
Molecule: messenger RNA, 2211 nt
Organism: Lutra lutra (Eurasian river otter)
Lineage: Eukaryota; Metazoa; Chordata; Mammalia; Carnivora; Mustelidae
Gene: EPCIP
Product: chromosome 1 C21orf62 homolog
Exons: 3
Coding region: 398-1057 (219 amino acids)
Source: RefSeq, a predicted model, not a curated record